Molecule: messenger RNA, 896 nt
Organism: Andrographis paniculata
Lineage: Eukaryota; Viridiplantae; Streptophyta; Magnoliopsida; Lamiales; Acanthaceae
Product: reactive Intermediate Deaminase A, chloroplastic
Exons: 6
Coding region: 56-613 (185 amino acids)
Cellular component (GO): cytosol
Molecular function (GO): deaminase activity
Source: RefSeq, a predicted model, not a curated record
GCCAUUGGACUUUGGACGUACCCUGUCACAGCGAACUAAUCGAGGGAAGGCGAAAAUGGCGUGGUGCGCCGCCGCGAGAAGCUUCAACAUGCCGGCGAUCGAUGUAGGUGCACUGCGAGCUCGAACUCCGUUGUGUAUGGGAGUAGGAUGCUUAUCCUUGAUUGGCGCUAGCUAUCGCCGUUCGCCGAUCUUCGCCUCUUUAUCCAUCUCCACUGACGCUGCCGCCGGUAUAAAAGAAGCUGUGCAAACAGAUAAGGCUCCUGCUGCGCUCGGGCCAUAUUCUCAAGCUAUUAAAGCAAACAAUAUGGUUUUUGUGUCUGGGGUUCUUGGACUUAUUCCAGAGACUGGAAAAUUUGUGUCGGAUGAUGUGGAGGAUCAAACUGAGCAGGUACUCAAGAAUAUGGGCGAAAUACUCAAAGCAAGCGGCGCAGGCUAUUCAUCUGUUGUAAAAACCACAAUAAUGUUGGCCGAUCUGAAAGACUUCAAAAAGGUCAAUGAAAUCUAUGCCAAAUAUUUUCCGGCACCUGCACCAGCUCGCUCGACUUAUCAGGUGGCAGCACUGCCCAUGGAUGCAAGGAUCGAAAUCGAAUGCAUAGCUGCACUGCCACAGUAGGCACCUUUGCCGCGAGUGAAUCGAAUAAAUCAAGGUAUGCUGCAUAAGGGCACAUUUAGUUGUUUAAUUUAACUGUGAUUUUGAGCCAGUAUUUGUAUUUAUUGUACUUAGACGACCAUUCUUAGAGCCUAUGGUAAUUAUUCGAGCUCCGUACUUCUACGAUGAUGCAUGCCCAAUGACAUCUAGAAUAAGUUAGUCGUGAGAGUAGGGGUUUGUAUGCCCGAGACAGGUUUGAUGUCUUUUCAAAUAUCUAUUUAUUAUUAAAAAAAUAUUUUUAUUUGUA